Messenger RNA from Papilio polytes (common Mormon), 1006 nucleotides. Its product is annotated as inducible metalloproteinase inhibitor protein-like. The transcript has 3 exons. Bases 133 to 603 code for a protein of 156 amino acids. NCBI's taxonomy places the organism in Eukaryota, Metazoa, Arthropoda, Insecta, Lepidoptera, Papilionidae. The record is from RefSeq and is a predicted model, not a curated record.
AUUUCUAACCAACCAGUUGACGUAUUGUUAAUUUUUAAUAUUGUCUAUUGUUUAUUUUAUUUGUUUACUUUGGAAUUUUCAGUGUGCGAUAUAUACGAUUUUUUCUUCGAACGUAGUUUUCAAUAUUUCAUAAUGUUGAAGAUAUUUAUAGUUUUUUCAGUUGUGUUUAUUUAUACGGCAUACGCAGCUGUAAUAACAUGCGGGCCUAAUGAAGAGUUAGACCGGUGUCCCUCAAACUGCACGGAUGCUUGCCCAACAAGAAGCGGAGAGUUUAACAACUGCAGACGACCUAACAGACAACAUUGCCCGCCUCCGAAGUGCGUCUGUCAAUUUAACUACCGACGAGCUGAGAAUGGAACUUGCAUCCCUACAACAGAAUGUCUUGCAUUCGACUGUCCUAAUGAAAACGAAGAAUAUAAUCCCUGUCCCGGCUACUGUCCCACAGACGACUGCAGUCAAGCGACGCCGAACGGAGAAUGCCCUUUUUUCGGUUUGUUCCUAAUUGUCGUUGAAUGUCUACCAACUUGUAGAUGCCAACCAACAUACUGGAGAAAGGACGGCGUUUGUGUCCCCUACCAACAAUGCUUACUUAACAAAGAGUAAUCGUGAUUGGUAAUUUAAGAAACACGUGACUGAUCUAAUUAUUUAGGAAAUUCCGGUGAAUUAUUCACGUUAAGUAUUUAAACGUCUCUUGAAAAUAGCUAAAGUUAUAAAAGUCAAAAUGUAAUACAUGAUUAAAUACUUCAAAUAAAUAAAUAAGAAUUAAUAUGACAUUACAGAGAAGUUAAAUUAAUUCAGAGAUGAAAUAACUUAAAAGUCACUGCCAGGUUUUACCAUUUUACCAUCCUUGAGGAAAAUGUAGCAACAAGGGAAAAAAAUGUUUGAUCCUCAAAUAAAAUUUGUACAAAUAUGAGUUCCAUUUUUUUAAAGUAAGUUCCUGUGUUUGUUCCUGUAAUUUAUUAUUAAGAACAUUGAUUAUUGAUUCUUUCCGUUAGUGCAAUUUAUU